Funneliformis caledonium is the source of this 306-nucleotide messenger RNA. Lineage: Eukaryota; Fungi; Glomeromycota; Glomeromycetes; Glomerales; Glomeraceae. The record is from the annotation of a GenBank genome assembly.
CAUGUACCAAAGUUUAAAACAUUAACGUCAAGAUUUGCAAAGAAUGUGAGUGAUGAUAUUGAUUCUAAAUUACUUGAACAAAGCCAUUUUCUUACACUUGCAAAUUGGAUAGAUGAAAAGCAUGAAACUGCUGCUUACAUCAAAAAUAUUUCAUAUAAUUUUCAACUGAUAUAUCGAACAUGUAGUCCUGGCAGUUGUUCUAUUAAUGAUCUCAUGAAGAAAACUGGACCGGAUAGUAAUGAUUCUUUUAUUCUGAUAUGUGAUCCAGGUGAUCAAGGGAAGUUACAUGGCUAUCAGGUGAUUUGA